AUGCACGCGGAAGAGACUAUAGUCAGUCCACCAGCAGUCGCGCCUGCCCUGCGAGGAGGAGCAAAACUCAAGCAACGACGCUCCCGGAAGGCGUGUCAGCAUUGCCAUACUCGUAAGAUCCGAUGUAACGUCCUCGAAGGCGGCACGCCCUGCUCCAACUGCGUCGACGCAGGCACGACCUGUGUCAUACGACGCCGGAAGAACCAACGACGGGACAGCACUCCUCCUCAGGAGGCCCAGCAGGCGGCUGUAUUGGAACAGCAGUCGCACAGUUGGAGAGUACCAACGCCAUCUGUGACGCGUUCGUCAGCCAACAUACCCUCGACGGCGUGGGCAUCCGACAACACGGUGGAUCGUCGACCCAGCGUGGCGACGACUAACUCGAACCAAAAUGGCUACUCUUUACAGAAUCAGUCGCAAUCAUCAGGCUCACCGACCACCGCUGAUGGCCAGCUGUGGCAGGAGUUGCAGUCUAGUAACUUUCCUUGGGAUCCCAGCAUGGUGGAAGCAUCGUCAGCAAGCUGCGACUUCAGCCACUUGACAGAUCUGGACGACAUCUUCACCUUUACUGGGAAUUCAUUCAUGCCCGCUAUACCCACGCCCGGACAAGACUUCCCGCUGCCGCAGACAUAUCCUCCACAUCACCUGAGCGCUCCUUCCCUUCUACCCAGCCCAAAUGGGCUGGCUCUCAGUGGAGAUCCCCAUGUGCCGCCUCGGAGAUCUUCGACAGUGCAGAUACCAGGACUAAAUCCUCGCGAUCAAGAGUAUCUGCGUGUCGAGGGAUGCUUCGAGCUACUUCCCCCUCAUGUGCUGAAGCCCAUGAUGCGCAUGUACUUCCGCAUGGUGCAUCCCAAUCUCCCCAUCGUUCCAGAAGACCAAUUCUGGGCACUGUGGGAUGGAGAUGAGUUUCGAGUGGGAGAUUACUCCUUUCUCUUGUUGAGAGCAAUGAUAUUUGCAGCCACAUGUUAUGCCGAGCUUGACACGCUCUCCAGCGUUGGGUUUGUCAGCAAGCGCGAGGCCAGAAACACCCACUAUCGCCAGGCAAAGCUUCUGUACGAUUUCGGUAUCGAACGGGAUCCAGUCGCGAACGCUCAAGCCUGCCUAUUACUAUCCUACAAUGCACCCAAUUACAAUCUCCUCCGACUAAACACAUACUGGGUAACAAAUGCCAUCCGCUUCGCCAGAAUCGUCAGGGCCGAUAGUUAUUACCGAAUCAAGGAUCCCACGCGUUCUCGACUGCUGAAGAGGAUCUGGUGGGGUGUAAUCCUCAGAGAUCAUAUCCUCUCACUGGGCUUACGUCGAUCGAUCCAGGAGCCGUUGACCAACGAUUGGGAUACCGAAAAGCACAUACUGUCCGCAGAAGACUUCCAGUCAGAAAUAGGAAAUUCUCCGGUUCACGACGCCGAUACUCAACUUCGCAUCUUAAAAAUGGUCGCCACUACCUGCCGACUUAUGCAGUGUAUUUCCCAAACGUGCCGAAUCCUGUACGCGCACGAACGCCUAGAUGACCGUCUCGAAUUUGCAUCCCGUGACCUUCCAGCCGUCGUAACAAACAUACAACAAUCGCUCGAUUCACUCCGUCUCUGGCACGACCAAGCAAUCCGAACCUUUCCCUUUCCUAUCAGUCUUGACGACGCUCCCGAAGCCAUAUGCGUGUACGCAAAUAUGAUGUUCUCAUAUCAUGCCUCUGCAGUCUUUGGCCUCAAUACCUACCUCAUCCUACUUCGCGAAGUCUUCCCAACUCCCACUACGCAAUCUCUUUUCUCCGUCUCCGACGCUGCUCAAGCCAUGGAAGCAGCGAACAAUGACGUGUCACGUCGCACACAAGAACUGGUUCAAGUUCGUUUGGUCAAAUUUCUCCCUAUUAGUGCGUCAGCUGUAUUGGCGCUGCCGUUGAUAUUGCAGGCUAUCAAUGUCGCUGCGGCGAGAGGUUCGGGCAUGGAAGCUGUGGAGAUUCGUCGUUUGGAUGUCUUCACCAGGACGUUGAAGUCUCAACAGCAGAACUUUGAUGGAUCGGAUUUCUGCGCGGAUGUCUUGGCGAAUAUUGUCGCUUAUGCUCAGGAUGAUAGCAAGUUUGUCAAUUCGAUGACUGCUCGCAGAGAAGACAGCAGUUCUUCUUCCAUGAUGAGGAAGGAUAUGAUGAAUGGAAAUGAGAAUGUUCAUGGGAUAUCUGGUUUGGGGCGUUCUAGUGGUGGCGGUGGACCAGGCGGAAAGUUGAAGCUUGACUGGGGGAAUUUGGUUUUUAAGAGACCGAGGUUAUUCUUGAGGUUGGUUUUGUAUAUUGAUUUGGCGUUGUGCACUGGUGGACCACCACAGGACGAGGAUUUCCCUCCGGAAUUGCAAAGGGGUGCUGCGUGAUGGAAUGCAAAUGUGAAUGAGUGACAGCUGGUGUGCAUACGAAUCAUUUAUCGCGUAUUGGAUAAUGGAUGAUGUAGCAGUGGGAAAACAAGAC
Sphaerulina musiva SO2202 is the source of this 2452-nucleotide messenger RNA. RefSeq lists its product as uncharacterized. NCBI's taxonomy places the organism in Eukaryota, Fungi, Ascomycota, Dothideomycetes, Mycosphaerellales, Mycosphaerellaceae. Gene Ontology annotation, molecular function: zinc ion binding; DNA-binding transcription factor activity, RNA polymerase II-specific; DNA binding. Gene Ontology annotation, biological process: DNA-templated transcription; regulation of DNA-templated transcription. The record is from RefSeq and is a predicted model, not a curated record. The transcript has 6 exons. Bases 1 to 2358 code for a protein of 785 amino acids.